Molecule: messenger RNA, 2006 nt
Organism: Paramacrobiotus metropolitanus
Lineage: Eukaryota; Metazoa; Tardigrada; Eutardigrada; Parachela; Macrobiotidae
Exons: 5
Coding region: 1243-1959 (238 amino acids)
Source: RefSeq, a predicted model, not a curated record
UCACCGUUGUUAGGGGAGAUCUUUCAAAGGACCUGACGGAGAGCUUUUACCUCUCCUUUAUCUCAUUCUCUCCGCGCAAGGGGACUCUGGACUAUCUCCAGCGGCAGGAUGCCAGUCCAGUGAAGACGCGCAGCAUGGCAUCUGUUAUGGCUUUGGCGCAAAAAGAAGAAGCGGUAUCUACUCCAGCGCCGCAAUUGCUUCACCACGGAACCCAUCCACCGCAAAAUGGUGAGCACGAGCGAGAGCGCCACUACCACUGCGAAAUGGUACUGGGAUUGUGGAAUUGGAAAAGCGUGACGUACGCUCUUCGUGGCGUCAGACAAAUUUUAUGCUCUUGACGAAGACUUAUUGCAGCAGCAAAUUAUUUUUUAGUAAUUUUGUAAAAAUUUAUGCCGUUACUUAGGCCCGCUUUCUCGCUAAAUGAUGUAGUUUAGUUGAUGUAGUUUUUAUCCGGCACACGGCUUGAUAAGUACUAUAGUAAACCUGCAGCAGUUGGUUGCGAAACAAUUUCUAGCAGUUUCUACAGCAAGUUAUUUAACCGUCUGCCGGGCACUCGGUGCCUCUCAUGUCCAAGCGAUAAAAAUUCGCCUAUGGUGCAACGUACCGUCAUAAUCUGCUCUUCGGUCCCGUUGUCUUCCAGCAUGGCAUAGUCCGCCAGUCAGCCAUCGAUCCGCUCCGCCAAUGCCGAUCGAUUCAGCGGCUGUCUGAGAAUGAGACCACGUUCGAACACAUCCCACAGCUGCAGUUCAAUUUCCUCGAGCGACUGCUGCCCGCUGAAGGCGUGCAGCGCGACAUCCGCUCCCACAUUGUCAUCCGACAUGUGACAGUCCUUCAGGAUCACCCUGUCGCAUAGAAACUGCUAGAAAUUGUUUCGCAACCAACUGCUCCAGGUCUACUAGAGUACUUAUCAAGCCGUGUGCCGGAUAAAACUACAUCAACUGCUAAAUUUAGCGAGAAAGCGGGCCUAAAGUAACGGCAUAAAUUUGUACAAAAUUACUAAAAAAUAAUUUGCACCGAGCGCGAAGCGCAAGGUGCUGCAAUAAGCCUUCGUCAAGAGCAUAAAAUCUGUCUGACGCCAUGAAGAGCGUACGUCACGCUUUUCCAAUUCCACAAUCCCAGUACCAUUUCGCAGUGGUAGUGGCGCUCGCAUUCGUGCAAUAAUGUGGUUCGCAACCACCGCUAGUACAGUUGUCACCGUGUCGUUUGGAACCAAACUGAUCUGGCAUCACGCAUCAAUAAAUCAUGCAUGUGUACGGAGACAACAGACAUCACAGCAACGCGUGGAACGCCGUGGACGUUCUCGUCGACGGACUCCUGCAGCACGGCGACGUCAUCGACGUAGCCAAAGGUGGCCUGAUCAUUGAUUUCCGCCGUGCGGGGCACCGCGCACAGUUUGUUAAAUACGGGCGCAUCUUCCGCUUCAGCAACAGCCAGGAAGCGUCAGCCACCGCUGUGCAAGUUUUAUUGCACCGUUUGCCCGACGGCGCGUGGAUCUGGUACCCUGGAACGACGGUCGACAUGGGAGACUACCACAAUGAGCAUCUGGUAUGUGUGCAAGUACCGCUGUACGGCACCAUCCCGGAGCUGGUUCCCCGCGACCAGGUGCGCCCACCGCCCGCGGACGGGGAGUGGGAGAAGUUUCGCGUGUUGGAGAAGGAUUUUGUCGUGCGGUUGGGGAAGCUACCUGAUGCCUGUGGUGCUGAUGGAUCGCAGUUAGCAGGGGAGAUCUUUCAGCGGGACUUGGCACUCUGGUUUGACGUUUGGUGUAUCUCACUCUCUCAGUGCAAGCGAACACUGCAGUAUCUCCAACGGCAGGAUGCCAGUCCAGUUAAAUCGCGCCGCUUGGAACCCACGCAUUCAUUCGGCUGUCAAUCUGGAAACCGCACUGGACACCCAGCAUCCGUUCCCGCGUAUAGAACUCCUGCUUGCCAUACACAGAGAUGUCGCAAAACGAGGUGAAGGCUGAGUGGAAGACGCUCUAUCAUGCCGGUAAAGACAAUGCCCAG